AUGCCCCGGGGGAGGCGCGGCGGCCGGGUGAGCGCCCUGGAGGGCGGCCCGGAGGAAGCAGCGGCCCCGGCCCCGGCCCCGGCGGCGGGGGCGUCCCAGCUACAGCCCCCCGCGGCGGCCGCGCAGACCCUGCUUCGGGGCAUCUUCGAGAUCCGGCGGAGCAGCUGCGACGUGGUGCUGAGCGAGCGCGCCCUGAGGUGGCGGCCCAUCGUCCCCGAGCGCCCCGCGGGUGACUCCAAAUGUGAUGUUCAAUGUAAAGAAGAAUUUAUUGAAGUCAAGGACAUAUUCUCUGUCAAACUGAAACGACGUUAUUCUGCUAAGCAACAGGGAAAUGGUACUUUAUUGGGUAUCACACUCUUCAUUUGUUUGAAAAAGGAACAAAAUAAAUUAAAAGAUUCUACGCUUGAUCUUAUUAAUUUAAGUGAAGACCACUGUGAUGUAUGGUUUAAGCAGUUCAAGAAAAUUUUGGCAGGUUUUUCAAAUAGACCAAAGUCAUUAAAAGUAAUUCUUAACCCCCAAAGCCACAAAAAAGAAGCUACCCAGAUCUAUCACGAGAAGGUUGAGCCACUGUUGAGGGUUGCAGGAAUAAAGACUGAUGUUACAAUCACAGAAUAUGAAGGGCAUGCUCUGGCACUGCUUAAGGAAUGUGAACUCCAGGAGUUUGAUGGUGUCGUCUGUGUUGGUGGAGAUGGAUCUGCCAGUGAAGUUGCACAUGCUUUGCUUCUUAGAGCCCAGAAGAAUGCUGGGAAAGAAACAGAGAGCAUUCUCACCCCUGUCCGAGCACAGCUUCCACUUGGGUUAAUACCAGCAGGCUCUACUAACGUACUGGCACAUUCUCUUCAUGGAAUCCCUCAUGUGGUAACUGCAACUUUGCACAUUAUAAUGGGGCACGUACAACCAGUUGAUGUCUGCACUUUUAGCACAACUGGAAAGCUUCUUCGCUUCGGGUUCUCAGCCAUGUUUGGCUUUGGUGGAAGAACUUUGGCCUUGGCAGAAAAACAUCGAUGGAUGUCACCCAACCAACGAAGGGAUUUUGCGGUAAUGAAGGCAUUGGCAAAACUUAAGCCUGAAGACUGUGAAAUAUCAUUUUUACCAUUUAUCAGUUCUCAUGAUUUAGAAGAAAGGAAGGCAGAAGGAUCUCCCAAAUCCGACUGUAAUGAUCAGUGGCAAACCAUCCAGGGUCAGUUCUUGAAUGUCAGCAUUAUGGCAAUCCCUUGCCUGUGUUCAGUGGCACCUAGAGGCUUGGCACCUAAUACCAGAUUAAAUAAUGGAAGCAUGGCUCUUAUAAUUGCACGAAACACUUCUCGACCAGAAUUUAUAAAACACCUGAAAAGAUAUGCCGGUGUUAAAAAUCAGUUCAAUUUUCCAUUUGUUGAGACUUACACUGUUGGAGAAGUAAAAGUUCGUCCAAGAAAUAAUAGCGGAUACAGCCUAGAGGAGGAUGGACUGCAUGCCGCUGCUUCAGAAAACAGUUUCCCUUGGAAUGUAGAUGGUGACUUAAUGGAAGCCAAAUCAGAGGUUCAGGUUAAAUUACACCCAAGGCUUAUCAAUCUUUAUGGAGGAAGCACGGAAGAAAUGAAUGAUUCUCAAGGAACAUGUAAUUGUUUAUAAAAAAAAAAAAGUACAAACUAGAAUUUUAA
This is a messenger RNA of Nyctereutes procyonoides (raccoon dog), 1640 nucleotides long. RefSeq names its product ceramide kinase like (gene CERKL). The coding region runs from base 1 to 1611 and encodes 536 amino acids. The transcript has 13 exons. The record is from RefSeq and is a predicted model, not a curated record. Gene Ontology annotation, molecular function: kinase activity. NCBI's taxonomy places the organism in Eukaryota, Metazoa, Chordata, Mammalia, Carnivora, Canidae.